AUAAAGCCUAGCUUCAGGAACUUUGCUGCUACCGUUUUGACUAUUGGCAUUAACAGCAAAUUCACGAUGGAGUCUUUCAUUCGCUCCACCUGCUCCUAGCAGCCAGCUGAACCAGAUUCUCGGGACCGGAGACUCUUUUCAGGAUCGGGGGUGCUUGUUGCCGGCAUGGGUGACCAUGGCACGGUCGGAGGUGAAGUUAUCGAAGAAGAGAAAGGAGACGAGGUAUGCCGGGGGAAGGAGGAAGGGGAAAUGGGGAUAAAAAGGCACAUCUUUCCUGCUGAGGUAUGCAAAAGGAAAAUAUCGAUGACACACGUCGUAUCCGGUCAUCCAACAUGCGGUUCUAUCACGUCCUGGCGCUGACCGCAUCGGUCAGCGUUGGCUCGGCCAGCAAGUGCAAGCCCAGGUCGUCGAUGACCACCUCGAGCAGCGCCGUCAGCCUGGAGAGCAGCUCCACCGUCGAGUCCAGCACCGUGUCCGAGACGGUCACCGUCUCGGAAACUGCUACUUCCGAGACAGCCACGUCGACGAGCAGCGUUGUGGAGGUGGAGAUUCCUACCAGUCCGACGGAUUCCGCUCCCACCGAAAGCUCUGUGAGCGAGACCGCUACCGAGACGAGCACCGAGACCACCCCCUCCAGCGAGACCACGCCCACUCCCACCCUUCCGGCCGAGCCCAGACAGAUCUGCCAAGCCACGGGCUCGCGGAACGGCCCUGCGCUGCGCUCGUCCACCAAGAUGGCCGACAACACCUUCGCGGCAUGCCGCAGCCUCUGUGUCGCCGAUCCCCUCUGCAAAAGCUUUUCGAUCGAGAUCAAGACCGGAGGCACCUGCAGCCUGUAUGACAGCCUCCUGUACCUCGAUUUCGAGGACGCCAACUCGGGCGCCACCAUUUUCUUCGAUGCCGACUGUCCCGAACCCGUUGUGGAGGGACCCAAGGUCGUCCUGGCCGCCCCAGCCGGCGGCAGCGCUCCCAUCGACUCGGUGCCCAGCAGCGCCGGACCGGUGGCCUCGUUCCCCGAGUACACGCCUCCGUCCGUUGUCUCGAGCGACAGCCCGCCCUACACGCCGACGGCCCCGCAAUCGAAGCCGACAGAUGACAACGAGUUCAUCGAGACGUACACGUACACUGAGUACCAACUGCCCACCAUGGUCGACAUCGGCCGUCCGCCUGUGACCACGGGGAUCGGCUUGACGCUGCCGUCCGACAUGCCGUGCCUGCUUUCGGCCGGAGAGGACCACCCUUUCACGCUGCUGAACGAAGACUUCGUCCCCAUGGUGACCAGGACCGGGUCGAUUGGGCCGUUGCUGCAACCCACCGAGGCGCCCGCCCCUGACGACCCGAUCCUCAACCCGCUGACAUUCACCGUCCCCGGCUUCUAUCUCAAAGAGGUCGCCGGCGUGUCGGAUGUGUACGACAUGGUGUAUGCCGAGACCGGGCAAUACGUCGCCAUGACCACCGCCGGAGAGGUCAUUCUCGUGGGUGCGUCCACGGGACCCUCGUUUAGCGGCGACCACGUCACCUCCAUCUUCGCCUUCGACUGCCGGGGCACCAUCCUCAUCAGCCAGGGCGGCACCAAGUACACGUGGAGCACCGAGGGCGAGUCGUGCUCCAUCGUCCCCGCGGCGACGCCCAGGAACAACAUGAAGACGCUCCCCGUCAGCGUGCCCAAGAUCCAGGUUCCGGACCGCAAGCGUGCCGCCGAGCUUGUCGAGAAGCUCAAGGCGCGGGGCGCGCUGCGGGCACGAGUCAACACCGACUUCCACGAGCCGCAGUGCCCCAACACGCCGGCCGGGCUGGUGUCCAAGACGAAGCAAGACUACAAGAUGGGCGAGGGCAAUUUCUGCGAGGACCUAAACGAGUGGUGGGGCCUCAGCCCGUUCGACUUCGACACGGCCUGCGAGGUCCAGAGUCUCUGCUUCGACCAGUGCGAGGGCUUCAGCUUCGCCGGUUGUACCGCCAUCUUCUCGUACGCCAUGUACCUUACGUGCGCCGACAACUUCGAGAGCUGGUGGGACGUGGUCAAGGCCGGCGCGUGUGCGGCGCAGGCCACUGUCUUCGUCGGGCUCGCGUCGUCCGCCACGGGCCAGGGGCUCUACAACAAGGCCCAGUCCGCCAUGUGCCGCUGCUUCUGCUCCAACCCGCCCGACACGUGCGUCUACCUCGACAGCGCCGGCGAGCUAUCGGACAAUUUCUACUGCGCCGACCUCCACGGCAGCGACAUGCUCAACUGCGGUGCCUGCGGCGGCCAGUGCGGCGCCAACUCGGCCUGCAAGAAGGGCGCGUGCGGAUGCCCGCAGGACCAGUGCGGAACCACGUGUCUGGACUUGCGCAAUAAUCCCAACAACUGCGGCGCUUGCGGCAACGUCUGCGAUCCCAAGUACUGCAUCGGCGGCCAGUGCUACAAGCCCAGCCCCGACGAGUGCGCCCCGGACCAGGCCGUCACCAACGGCGACUUCGACAUCAUCGCCCCGUGGUUUGUCAACUGGACCGCCGGCACCUUCUCGGGCACCACACUGGGCUCCGACGUGAACUUUGGCGCUAGCUCGUACACCUGGAAGGCCGGCGAGCCCCCCGUCAGCGCCAUCUCGGUCACCAUGACCAACAUCCGAGACGGCGGAUUCAACGUCAUGCUGACCCAGCCGAAAGCCAAGAUGUGCCCGGGCUUCGACUACGAGCUCAAGUUCAACAUGGGCUACGUCAACCAGGUCAAUGGCGGCGCCGUCACAAGCAACGCCGACUGCCAGGUGCGCUGGCUGACGGGAAAGCCCAGCGGGCCCGACGUCAGCGACAGCUUCCGGUCGUCGCCGUGGUACUACAUCGGCGCGAGCAAUCCAACGUACAUGACAUUCGGGCCCUGGAAGGUCGGCAACGUGAAGGAGGGCGAGCCAGGCGUCACAAAGGAGAAGGCAAACCUAUACGUCGACUUGACCGCUGUGAUCUCCUGUCGCACUCCCGUUGGUGGCUCUGCGCGGUUCAUUAUGACCGGCGUCGAGCUGAACCCCACGGGCUUUGCAAGCAGCAAAAGGUCGGCGGAGGCUAUCUCGCACCUAGAGGAGCGGGAGAGCAGCCAGACAACAGAGCCCUCGGCGCAGUUUGAGCCCAUAGUACCAGGCCCGGUUGAGGAGGAUACGUUUGUGGCUGUCUCUGCUCGGAGGAGAAGGUUUUAGUUUGUUGUGACGGUGGAACCCACCGUACCAUGGCAUAGGCCAUUGCUUAGUCAUGUGCCCGGCUUCCGGU
Messenger RNA from Chaetomium strumarium, 3237 nucleotides. RefSeq lists its product as uncharacterized. The record is from RefSeq and is a predicted model, not a curated record. The coding region runs from base 285 to 3167 and encodes 960 amino acids. The transcript is spliced from 2 exons. Lineage: Eukaryota; Fungi; Ascomycota; Sordariomycetes; Sordariales; Chaetomiaceae.